Epinephelus fuscoguttatus (brown-marbled grouper) is the source of this 5080-nucleotide messenger RNA. RefSeq names its product oxidative stress responsive kinase 1b (gene oxsr1b). Lineage: Eukaryota; Metazoa; Chordata; Actinopteri; Perciformes; Serranidae. The transcript is spliced from 18 exons. Gene Ontology annotation, biological process: protein phosphorylation. Gene Ontology annotation, molecular function: ATP binding; protein serine/threonine kinase activity. The record is from RefSeq and is a predicted model, not a curated record. The coding region runs from base 425 to 2035 and encodes 536 amino acids.
GUUUCCUUUCGGCACGUUUUACCUAAUAUCAUUUCCUGCAGUGCUUGUUUUACCCAGAAAGUAAAAUUCAGACAAAUAAUUACGUGUAAAAGAUAUAAAGCUAAAGGUUGUGUGUAGCUGACGUUUUAAACCGCCACCCCUGCGUCUUCAGUAACUACAGUGAGUCCGGAGCACAGUGCGGUCUAACGGCCCACACUCAACAUGUCCGCCGCGAAGGUCCACAUUAGCUCAGUAGGAAUGCGGUAGGCGGGGCUGCUACGCUCGUGUCAAACUUUGGGAAUGACAGGAGUGCUGCAGGAUUCGCAAAGAAGGGGAAGUGUCGCCCUUGUUGGUCCUGUUUGGAUUACUUUGACUUCUUUUUACGCACAGUCUUUGGAUUCACGACCUUUCUACAGAUAGCACGGCCUCAGCACACUCCUCAGCCAUGUCGGAGGACCUGAGCUCCCAACCCUGGUCCAUCAACAAAGAUGAUUAUGAGCUACACGAGGUGAUUGGGAGUGGGGCCACAGCAGUGGUUCAGGCAGCCUACUGUUUACCACGCAAGGAAAAGGUGGCCAUCAAACGCAUCAAUCUCGAGAAGUGCCAGACUAGUAUGGACGAACUUCUGAAAGAGAUCCAGGCCAUGAGCCAGUGCCACCACCCCAACAUUGUGUCUUACUACACCUCGUUCGUGGUGAAGGAUGAGCUGUGGCUGGUCAUGAAGCUGCUCAGUGGUGGCUCCGUACUGGACGUGAUCAAGCAUAUCAUCUCACGAGGCGAACACAAGACAGGCGUAUUGGACGAGGCCAGCAUAGCCACGGUGCUGAAAGACGUGCUUGAAGGCCUGGAGUAUCUACACAAGAAUGGACAGAUCCACAGAGAUCUUAAGGCUGGAAACAUUCUCCUUGGGGAUGAUGGUUCAGUGCAAAUUGCAGACUUUGGCGUCAGUGCCUUUCUAUCCACAGGUGGUGACAUCACUCGAAAUAAAGUGCGCAAGACGUUUGUGGGAACACCAUGCUGGAUGGCCCCAGAGGUCAUGGAGCAGGUGAGGGGUUACGAUUUCAAAGCAGAUAUUUGGAGUUUUGGGAUCACAGCCAUUGAGCUUGCCACGGGGGCCGCACCUUAUCACAAAUACCCGCCAAUGAAGGUCUUGAUGCUGACACUGCAGAAUGACCCCCCCACCUUGGAGACCGGCAUCGCAGACAAGGAGAUGGUGAAGAAAUACGGCAAAUCCUUCAGGAAGAUGAUCUCCAUGUGUCUACAGAAGGACCCAGAGAAAAGGCCGACAUCCUCAGAGUUGUUGAAGCAUAAAUUCUUUCAGAAAGCAAAGACUCAUGAGUAUUUACAUGAGAGGUUGCUUCAGAGGGCGCCCACAAUAGGAGAGAGAUCGAAAAGGGUACGUCGAGUGCCAGGCUCAAGCGGUCGGCUGCAUAAAACGGAGGACGGCGAAUGGGAAUGGAGUGACGAUGAGCUGGAUGAGGAAAGCGAAGAGGGCAAAGCAGCUGUUGCUGCCUUGAGGUCACCAAGAGUGAAGGAGGGAUCACAGAACUCUGAGGUUUUCCAGACUCCUGAGCCUUUAAGUAGUCAACUCCAGCCGAUGGCCGCGGGUCAGGCAGAACUACCUCAGGCUGCAGGUCAGAUUCCACUGCAGCCCACACCAGUCAACACUCAACCCACUGCCCAGGCUACAUCUCCCACACCAGGCGUACCCGCUGCUGCUGCUGCUGCUCCCACACAGGUGCAAGCCACCUCAGGGAAUGUCAAGGCUCCCAUUAGUUUGGUAUUAAGGUUAAGAAAUUCAAAGAAGGAGCUAAAUGACAUCCGCUUUGAAUUCAUGCCAGGGAGAGACACAGCAGAUGGUGUGUCCCAGGAGUUAGUGUCAGCAGGUCUGGUGGACGGGAGGGACUUAGUAAUAGUUGCUGCAAAUUUGCAGAAAAUAGUUGAUGAGCCUCAAGCCAAUAAAAAUGUCACUUUCAAACUGGCCUCUGGAAUCGAGGGAUCUGAAAUACCAGAUGACAUCAAAUUGAUGGGCUUUGCUCAGCUCAGCAUUAGUUAAACUGUUGUACUACCUGGGACCGUGACUUGCCUAAAAAAUGUGAAAAUUUAAAAAAAAAAAAAAAAAAAAUAGUUAAAUGCAUUUUUUCUUUCGAUGGCUGUAAAGAAACCACUACUGCCAAAGAAAACAGUACCGUUUUGUCGCCCAUAGGAUUAUACGACGCCGCCUCGUCGAAUGAUGUGGUCGGCUGAAGUAUCAGAGCGUACAGUAUAAGAAUCACUCAAAAAAAAAGUUUACAGCGUAUAUGUAGAAGGAUGCAAGUAUCUACAACAAACAGUUUUCCAUUCUGGUCUCCCUCAUCUUGUCAUUAUUUUUUUCUCUCUAAUAUGUGAUGCAUUUGCACAAUCUGAACUAACGCCCUUGAAUCCUGAUAAGUGUAACAAUGCCUUAUAUUCAUCAGAACUACUGAAUGCACGUUUUUUGGGGACGUCCCCAGUUACCAUAUGGAGCAUUAUGUUGUCUGAAAUGUACAAAUGUGGUUUCAGCUGCUCGUGUUAAACUUUUUACUUUAUUUUGAGAGGAGGUAAGAUGCAGCUUAUAAUGCCAACUAGAGUUCAAAUUUAGGGGACUAAUGUACUUAACAAAUGUAGCGUGAAACCACUCCAUCAGAAGGAUGUGAACACUCCUAUCAGUAACAGUCUUUAAAGGGUAAGGCUAGUUUUAUUCUGUUUUCUUAUUGUCGACAAACGCAGUGAAAAGACCAAAACCAACAUAGUCUGUAUAUAAAUAAUUUCUUAAAACAGCUGGACACUGUAGCUUUUAUCAAAUAUUACUCAAACAAAAUUAAGUAGUUUAUUUGUUGGGGACUAUUUUCAGCUGCGGAUUAAUACAUUUGGGGCUCUAGUGACCACAGCAGCAGGAUGGCGUAUGUGGGAUUGACCCAGAAUAAAGACAGUGCCCAUGCUCCUCAUGAACAAAGGUGUCGCUCAAUUACUACGUUUACAUGCACAAGAUACUCUGUUUUCCGCCCUUAUUUUGAAAGAAUCCUACUAAGCUGUUAAUAACUAAUGAAAGUGAAUAUUCAACCAGUAUUCCUAUUAACUUGCUCUAACAUGUCGCUUAUCACGUCAAAACGUAGAACAGUGGAGCUUCUUUAUUUCUCCAACCACCUUCUUGAAAAGGUCAGCGUUUCGAUUUUUGUGCAUAGCCAACAAAUUGUUGAUAUUCAAGUCUAAUAUAAUGUUUAAAUUUAGGUGUGUUUCUUUUUUCUUGACCAGAAAUGUGGGCUAUUCUUGCAACUCUAUCCCAGCACUGCAAACUGUUGACAAGUUGGUUUGUGUACAACAUAUCCAUGACAACGCACAGAGCCGACGAGAAGCAGACAAGUAAAAACUGAGGUAAAAACCUCAGUUGAGAUUCCAAAUUCACUAUAUACGUGCCCAAAUGCUAAUAAAACCUGAAUAAUACCAGUAUAUCCCACGUCUUGAUUAAAAAACAAUAAAUUCAGAAUCUAUGUCUUUAUAUGACCUGUCUCAAAUUCAGAAUACUGUCAUAUUCGUAAUAAUAGUGGAAUAUUAGUGUGCAUGUAAACAUACGGUUAUAUAUCGUUAAUAGUAUUUGGGCAACAAUAACACAAUUCAAAAAGUUGUGAAUAUUUCCAGUCUUAUCCUUUUAAAUAUUGAUACGACCAGAGUGAUUAAAAGCACAGUCUCCUGAUGAAAGAUGAAAACUGUGAGACAAUUUAAUGGAGCUGGUGUGAAAUUAUUGCACAUUACAGAUUGUCCAGUAAUUCAAAUUGAUAUUAAGGUCAACAAAUGUUCCUAAUUUGUGAAACUUAGAUGAUUAGGGAAAAACUUCUGUCUUCAUUUUUACCGUUUCUAAGUUUGCCUCCUCUCAUUUCACACAGGACACUGGCCUGAUUAUAUGUUGAAAUUAUAAUGAAGUGAAAACGUCUGGCGUCAGCUGAAACCACACGUGUUGUAUGAGCAGAUGUGUCUGUCUGUUGGUAUUAGUUUGUGUCUCUUUGGAAUCAGUUUCUUAAAUUUGGAAGGAAAAAAAAAGACUUAAGUGCAUUUUUGUUUAUGUGGAUGAAACAUAAGUACUUGAUUUAACCUCUAGUCUGUAAAUAAUGACAUUUGGCUUUGAUUUGUUUUUAUACUGGGUGUUUCACUCUCGGCCUUGUUUCUGUCCUAUGACACGACUGUGGGUUGUAGCCAUGCGCGAAGGAAGACGACGACACCGCAAAUUUGGCUUUGAACUCAUCCUGUUGGACAUACUGUUACUUACUCUGUCGUGUAUGACGCAUCUUUACAUUAAGAAGAAAAAGGUUUUCACUUUUUGCCUUUUGAGAAGUUUGAAUAUAUUUUACCGUGGAGCUACAGCUGUCCUGAUGCACUGCUUUAAUGCCACCUUAAAGUUCCCCCAAUUUUGACCUGAGUGACAGCAAAUCUGUCUCCAGCUCUUAAUAAUACCAAGUGGAGGCUGUUUACAGUACUUAUUUUAAUCCACCUCUGAAGUCGUGAAGCUGCUUUAUCACUUGUUAAUCAUCUUUUAAACGGCUAAAAUGAAGAUUUUACGUCCUACAGCUGUGAUUGUAGACGUUAUGAACGAUCAGAAAUGUGAUUCAGAUGCAGAAGGCCGUUAUCAGUGCAGUCACAUCCUUACAGCCUAGCCUCUGGAUGUUUUUGUGUGUUAGUGACACGGUUUGAUACUGAAUGUUCAACUCGCAGUUUUUGGCACCGACGGCAGUGGGAGGUUCGUUUAAUACUGCUCUAAUGUGUAGAUCUGAAAUGCCAGCAAGGUUUUACUGUUUCAUUAGGUGACGUGAAAAUGUCAUAACCCUCCAGAUGCCAUAUUGAAUGAAAAUGAAUGCAUUAUUUUUGCUUGCAGAUACAAUGUUACGAGGACAUUUUUGUAUUUUGACUUUAAACAUGUUGAAAUUUUACGCUAGCCUUAAAUUGAAAACGACCAAGUGUUUUUUUUUUCUUUGUUUUUUUUUUUUUUUUUGAUGUAACAUUGAGGAUUUGAUUCAGAUUUUCAGUGUGUUUGAAUUGUAGUUCUUGUGACACGUGAAGAUACCUGAAUAAAGAUAUACAGGUGUGUCGA